AUGGCUACCCCCAGUGUCCUAGCUUUUAACGCUGAGGGCAGAGCCAUUGACUUUGAGGUCUGGGUCGACGACCUGCAGUUGUUUUUGCAGUGCAAUAGGGCAGACGGUCUUUCUCUCUUUGACCUCACCUCUGGCGCCUCUCCUGCUCCUGCUGUUGAUGCUGACCCCACUGUUCGCUCUCAGUGGGCCACCCGCGAUGCUGCUGCACGUCUUGCUGUGCGUCGCCACUUGCCCACCAUUGAGCGCGCGCACUUUAGUCGGUACAAGAGUGCUCAGACCUUGUACGACGCUGUAGUUGCGUGCUACUCCUCCCCUGCCACUGCUGCACUGAGCCGUCUCAUGCUACCCUACCUCUUCCCUGACCUCACUGCCUUUCCCACUGUCGCUGACCUCAUUACGCACCUCCACACUAGUGACACUCGCUACCGCGCUGCCCUUCCUGCUGAGUUCUGCACCACGAACCCCCCCUCCAUGGGUGCUCUCCUUCCCCCCUGCUGCCCUCUAUUGCCUCUGCUGCUGCUGCCGACCUGCUUGGUCUUGAGUCGGUCGGCGCGGCGUCUGCCCCUAGUGGGAGACGCCGCUCUGGCAAGGGCAAGGGGGGCAAGGGUGCGGGUGGAGCAAGAGGAGGCGGUGGAGGUGGCGGUGGAGGCGGCGGAGGGAGUGGGGGUGGCAGCGGGAGUGGUGGCGGAGGCGGUGGUGGUGGUGGCAGCAGCGGAGGAGGCGGCGGCGGUGGCGGCAGCGGUGGGAGUGGUGGCGGUGGUGGAGGCGGAGGAGGAAGAGGUGCUCGCGGAGGAGGUGGAGCUGGUCGGGGUGGUGCCCCGCAGCGGAGCGGCUCUGGUAGUGAGGGGUGGGGGUGCUGGUCCGUGCACCUACGUCCUUCGUUCCGCCGACCGCGCUGGUGAGCAGUGUCGGGGUGCCCACCCCACCCAGCGCUGCUUUGGCCGCCUGACGGACGCUUGGCGUCAGCAGUUCCCCGAGGCUAGUGAGAUUCCCCACUGGGAUGAGCUUUCUAGGGCUGGUGUAGCGAUCUUUGAUCUUGACUUUGAUGCUAUUCUUGCUGCUAUGUAUGCUGUGACUAUUAGUGAGGAGGGUGACUGUUACCGGUGUUUCCCGCCCGACCCGGGCAUUGGUACUGCUGAGCUAGGUGCUUGUGAGGCUGCUGCUCUAGGUGCCAGUGCGUCUGCGCUCUCAGGUACUGGUAAGACUGCGCUCUCAGGUACUGCGUCGCCUUCGUCCUCCCUCACCUUCACACUUGACUCAGGGGCUUCUCGCUCCUUCUUUCGAGACCGCACCACCCUCACGCCGCUUGGUCGGCCGGUUGCGGUCUCCCUGGCUGACCCCUCUGGGGGUCCUGUCCUCUCUCACUUUUCCACUGUCCUCCCGUGUCUGGCUGCCCCCUCGUGCACCCUGUCUGGUCUGUACCUUCCCUCGUUCUCGACGAACUUGGUGAGUGGUGCGGACCUACAGGAUGCGGGAGUUCACCAGUUCACUCCUGCGAGUCAGCGGGUGACCCACUGCAAGGACGCACGCACAGGCCGCCACCUGGCCACGUUCUCGCGUCGGCCGGGGUCGAGCCUCUACACCGUGACCACUGAGUCUCCUCCUGUCCCUGCGUCUGGUCAGGUAGCUGCGUCAGGUCAGGUGUUUGCUGCUGCGUCCCGGUCUGGCCCUGAGUCUGCCCCCUGUUCGUGUCGCCUCCUGUCUCACGAGACUCUCCUGUGGCACCACCGUCUUGGCCACCCCUCCCUGUCCCGUCUUCGGGGCAUGGCUUCCCGUGUCCUUGUCUCUGGUCUUCCCCAGUCUCUCCCUCCUCUCCCCUCCGGGCCAGGACCUUCCUGUGUCCCCUGUGUCGAGGGUCGCCUCCGGGCUACUCCUCACUCCUCCCACUUCCCCCCGACAGAGGCUCCCCUGCAGACGCUUCACAUGGAUGUGUGGGGCCCAGCCCCCGUCCGUGGGCAGGGUUACGAGCGCUACUUCCUGUUGGUGGUUGACGACUACUCGCGUUACACCACAGUCCUCCCCUUGCGCAGCAAGGGUGCGGUCACUGAGGUGCUGAUCGACUGGAUCCGCGAGGCUCGUCUCCAGCUCAGGAGGAGCUUCGGCUCGGACUUUCCUGUUCUGCGUCUGCACUCUGACCGUGGUGGGGAGUUCUCCUCUCGUCUUCUCCAGGACUACUGUCGAGCACAGGGCAUCCGCCAGACCUUUACGCUUCCGGACUCUCCACAGCAAAAUGGGAUUGCAGAGCGCCGCAUUGGCAUGGUCAUGGAUGUCGCUCGUACGUCCAUGAUGCAUGCGGCUACCCCCCAUUUUCUGUGGCCGUUUGCGGUUCGGUACGCAACGCAUCAGCUCAACCUUCACCCCAGGGUCUCUCGGCCCGCGAUGUCCCCAGUCUUGCUGUGGACGGGUAAGGUCGGCGAUGCGUCUGCGUUCCGUGUCUGGGGGUCUCGGGCGUUUGUCCGCGACUUGUCUGCGGACAAGCUGUCUCCUCGUGCUGCUCCCUGUGUCUUCCUUGGCUUCCCCCCUGACGCUCCAGGGUGGCAGUUCUACCACCCCUCCUCUCGUCGUGUGCUGUCCUCCCAGGACGUCACGUUCGACGAGUCAGUCCCCUUCUACCGCCUCUUCCCCUACCGCACUCCUUCCCUUCCCCCGCCGCCGGACUUCCUUGUGCCGGUUCCCCCCCCGGUAGACCCCCUUCCCCCUCAGGUUCCUGCCCCCUCAUGUGUGUCCCAGGUAGACGCAGUUGACCCUGUCGAGGUUACUGGUGACUCUGGUGCUGCUGCGGGUGCUGAGCCUGGGGGUGCUGACUCUGGGAGUGUUGUGCACGGGGGUGCCGAGCCUGGAGGUGCUGCUACUAGGGGUGCUGAGCCUGGGGGUGCUGAGCCGGGGGGUGCUGUGCCUGGAGCUUCUAAGCUAGGGGGUGCUGAGUCUGGAGCUGCUGAGCCUGGGGGUGCUGAGUCUGGAGCUUAUGAGCCUGGGGGUGCUGUGUCUGGAGCUGCUGAGCCUGGGGGUGCUGCGUCUGGAGCUACUGCGCCUGGGGUUUCUCUUAGUGCUCCGUCUCGGCGGGAGCCCCUCUCUCUGCAGGAGCUGCGCGAGUGGUUCGCUCGCCGCUGGAGGCGUACUGCUGGAGCUGGAGCUUCCCCGACCGUCGGGGGUGCUGGUGCCGCCGGUCCCGGAGCUGCUGGGCCUGCGGGUCCUACUGGAGCUGGAGCUGCUGAGGGUGUUGGUGCUGAGACUACUGCUGUCUGUCUUGGCGGUGGUCCUUCUGCUGGUACUGCUGGAGGUCUUGCCGCUGGAGGUGUUGGUGGCGCUGGUGCUGCCGCUGAGUGUGCUGGUGUUGUCCCUGCUGAGUCUGGAGUUGCCGCGCGGCCUCGGCCGUACUUCGUUCCGCUCCUACAGCAGGUUCUUGGUCUUUCUCCUCCUGUAGAGUGUCCACAGCCUGUCCAGUCGCAGUCACUGCUGGAGCCUACCUCCCCACUGCCUGCUCUCUCUCCUUACACUGGUCCUACUGGGGGUCUGGCUGAGCGUCGUGAGCCUGCGUCUCGUCCCGCGUCGCCUUCCUCUCUUCCUGCGCUUGCCGACCCUGAGUCGGACUCCCUUCGUGCUGCCAGUCCUACUGUCACUCGUCUACUUGCUACUGUCGUCACUGGCCCCUCUUUUGAGUCCGCUGCUGCGUCUGCUCUUGUCGCUGAGCUCGUCGACUUUGCUGCUCGCUGUCGUCUAGACUACGCUGUCAGUCUUGUAGCUGAGUUUGCGUCUGUCUGUCCUCCGUCCGUCGGGGACCCGGAUGCACUAGACAUCUCGACUCCGCGCUCUUAUGCGGAGGCCGUAGAGGGUCCCUACUCCUCUCAGUGGCAGGCAGCUAUGGAUGCAGAGAUGGCUUCCUGGAAGUCCACAGGCACCUACGUUGACGCGGUUCCCCCUCCUGGGGCGAACAUCGUCAGUGGCAUGUGGAUCUUCAGGGUGAAGCGGCCGCCGGGCUCUCCACCUAUCUUCAAGGCGCGGUACGUCGCUCGUGGCUUCAGUCAGCGGCAGGGAGUUGACUACUUUCAGACCUUCUCUCCCACCCCAAAGAUGACCACUCUUCGGGUGUUGCUGCACAUAGCCGCUCAGCGCGACUACGAGCUUCACUCUCUCGACUUCAGCACUGCGUUCUUGCAGGGUAGCCUGCACGAGGAGAUCUAG
Closterium sp. NIES-65 is the source of this 4182-nucleotide messenger RNA. Lineage: Eukaryota; Viridiplantae; Streptophyta; Zygnematophyceae; Desmidiales; Closteriaceae. The record is from the annotation of a GenBank genome assembly.